Molecule: messenger RNA, 1103 nt
Organism: Drosophila persimilis
Lineage: Eukaryota; Metazoa; Arthropoda; Insecta; Diptera; Drosophilidae
Product: transcription factor Ouib
Exons: 5
Coding region: 23-1009 (328 amino acids)
Biological process (GO): regulation of transcription by RNA polymerase II
Cellular component (GO): nucleus
Molecular function (GO): RNA polymerase II cis-regulatory region sequence-specific DNA binding; zinc ion binding; DNA-binding transcription factor activity, RNA polymerase II-specific
Source: RefSeq, a predicted model, not a curated record
UUUUUGAGAUAAUCAUUGGACCAUGGAGCUUGUGCUGGACAUGGUGUCUGUCUGCCGGACAUGCCUGCAGGAUGGUGACGAACUAAUGGUGUCCAUAUAUGAGCGAGACCAGGAAAAGGACCAUGGCGGCAUUUCACUCUGCGAGAAAAUCGAAAGUUUCAGUGGAAUACAAAUAAAACGGACUGAUGAUCUGCCCACCAGAAUUUGCCUCAAGUGCAGAGCUUUUCUCACCUUAGCCCACAAAUUCCGACAGAUUUGUCAACGUUCGAACGAUUUCCUACGAGAUUAUGUCUGCAAAGGUGUGGUGGUGGAGCCCGAGGCUAUCCCAUCGCCCCAACAUCCUGCGGAGGCGGAACAGUACGAACAAUUAGAAGUUGAGGUGCUGGAGGAGGGAAUGUGGUCCACGGAUGAUCUAAUCGAGGAGGAACAACCCCCGGAUGAAGUCGAGGAAACGGCCAUUGUCCUAAGCGUUGAGACUGUUCCGGCCCCACAGACAGUCCAAGCCAACACAAACAGUACUGGUAAAGUCUAUGUCUGUGAUAUGUGUGGCAAUAGCUAUCCCCGCAAGAGCACACUGGACACCCACAUGCGACGACAUCGCAACGAGCGCCCCUACGAGUGCGAAAUCUGUCGCAUGUCCUUCCACGUCAACUACCAACUGAUGCGCCACAUACGCAAGCACACAGGCGCACGGCCAUACAGCUGUCAUUAUUGCCAGCGAAGUUUUGCGGAUCGCACUUCCCUAGUCAAGCACGAACGAACCCAUCGCAAUGAGCGUCCCUAUGCCUGUGAGACUUGCGGCAAGACCUUCACCUACGCCAGCGUCCUGAAAGUUCACUACAAAACGCACACAGGCGAAAAGCCGCACAUCUGUCGACUCUGUGGCAAGAGCUUUGCAAGGAAUCACAAUCUGGUUGCUCAUCUGCAAACGCAACAGCAUCAAAAUGAUCCACGAACCGCCGACUAUUUGAACACGCUCAAAGCAGGGAAUACCACGGCGGUUAGUUAAGCAAAAGCUACAUUAAAAAUAAUCAGUUCUUGAGGAACUCUUUCUACAGUCUACAGUAAAGAUUUAAGAACUUCGAGAUUUGUUUAAAUUUUUA